Thyridium curvatum is the source of this 597-nucleotide messenger RNA. RefSeq lists its product as uncharacterized. Gene Ontology annotation, molecular function: transmembrane transporter activity. Gene Ontology annotation, biological process: transmembrane transport. Bases 1 to 597 code for a protein of 198 amino acids. The record is from RefSeq and is a predicted model, not a curated record. NCBI's taxonomy places the organism in Eukaryota, Fungi, Ascomycota, Sordariomycetes, Thyridiales, Thyridiaceae. Gene Ontology annotation, cellular component: membrane. The transcript has 2 exons.
AUGGAACGAUGCUCAAACUAUCGCCCUAGCGUUCUCUCUUUUCUCUGCACUGUAGCCAUUGUUUGUUCCUUGGCUGAAGUUGCGUCAAUUUAUCCGACUGCCGGAGGUCCAUACCACUGGGUAGCGGCACUCGCUCCACCAGAAACCAGGUCGCCUGCUGCCUGGUUCACAGGCUGGAUCUCUAUUGGAGGACAAACUCUGCUUACCGCAUCUUCCGCUUUGGCUGCCGGUCUCCAGCUCCAGUCUUUGAUUACUCUCAACCAUCCGAACUCGUACAGUCCGCAGCGAUGGCAGGGUAUGCUAUGCUACUGGGCUAUUCUGAUGUACAGCUCUGCAACCAACAUAUGGGGCUCAAAAGUUUCUGCCACCGUGAACAAUAUCGCUGAUCAUCUGUAUCUACUGUUCUGGACCGAGAUCAUCAUGCCAGUAGAGUCUAUCGUCGUCAUCGAGCUCCACCAGAUGCGCUCGACAGGCCGUUUUCUGUGCUGGGAUUCCAAGCCGGAGUCCAUAGUUCACGUUCGCUUCGGUUCUCAGGCCACCCUUCUCAGUGAUGUUGAUGCUGCUACUGAGCUCGCUAAGCUGGUGCGAAAUAAGUGA